Botrytis cinerea B05.10 is the source of this 1878-nucleotide messenger RNA. RefSeq lists its product as hypothetical. Bases 332 to 1561 code for a protein of 409 amino acids. Lineage: Eukaryota; Fungi; Ascomycota; Leotiomycetes; Helotiales; Sclerotiniaceae. The record is from RefSeq and is a predicted model, not a curated record. The transcript has 2 exons.
GCCUCCCCUCCCCCCUUUCUUUAUCUGUUGUCUAUUCGGUCAACUACCUAUGUGUUCAAGGUGCUCUCCUAGAGCGAAGCGAAAAAGCCUUCAUGGCAGUGGCCCAGUGGAGCGUCAUCAAACAACGCUUUGCACAUAAACUCUCCAGUUCAGCAUCUCUUCUCUAACUUGUGCAAUGGCAAGUUCAGACCAAGCUUCGAUAACCCAUAAUGCGCCACCAUUACGGGGCUGAGUCUAAUAUCUUUACCAUCUCUUGCGUUUUGAUUGUUCAGAAGGCAUCCAAUUCAUGAAAGUCGGCUGUUACAUACGUCAUUGAGCAUUUUCAUGUUAAAUGUUCGAUUCGCUGCCCCACAGUUCUCACAUUGCACCCUCUGUAUUUCUUCCUAUAUAUCAUACACAAACUUCACUAACCCGUCACACGAAACUUCUGCUACACGUCUACUGUUACUUUAUCAUCCCAUAUACUAUCAUGCCUCAAACUCUAGAUAUUCAACUCCAAAAUCGGUACCCUUCGGACGACGUUUAUGCUUAUAUCACAGGGCUAGCACUAAACAACAACAACCGUGUCUUUCUACUGAGAGCCGACGGAAAGACACCAUAUUACCCUGACUCCCCACCCCACACCGUGCAUCCACUUUCAGCAGAUUGUGCUAUCAGAUUGGGGAAACAAGGUAGUACCACUAUUGCCACAAUUCCUCUUCUUGCUGGAGGAAGAAUCUGGUUCUCAAUAGGGAAGAAAUUGGAGUUUUUCGUCAACCCAGGACCGGCACUGGUUGAGCCAUCUGUCACCAAUCCUUCUGAUCAUAACAUCAAUACCAACUGGGCAUUUUGCGAGUUUACAUUCAAUCAAACUCAGAUUUAUGCCAAUAUAAGUUAUGUCGACUUUGUCAGCUUGCCAAUUUCUAUGAAACUUAUACCUGAAAAUGGCAGGCCACAAGAAAUCCAUGGUCUAAAAGCAGAUGCUCUAGAGACUAUCUGUGAAGGCCUAAGAGCACAAAGUCGAAUUGAUGGCGCAGGGUGGGAUAAAUUGGUUGUAGAAAGUGGUGGUCAAAAGCUUCGAGUAUUGAGCCCCAAUCAUGAACCCGGUUUUGAUGGCUAUUAUGAAUCUUACGUCAAUGAAGUGUGGGACAAAUAUACACACACACCAUUAAUUGUCGAUACCCAAGCUGAAUGGGGAAAGGUUGAGGGCCGUGUAUGCAACGGGCAAUUAACGUUUCCUGGUCUGGCGACUUUUUCGAAGCCAUCUACUGCAGAUAUUUUUAGUUGUAGUUCUGGUCCAUUUUCCAACAAUGCCGGGCCGACAGGGCCUCUUACGGCUCGUAUUAGUGCGGCGUUCAAUCGAUCGACAUUGUUAAGCAACAACCAUCAGCCACACAAGGAAAGAGUAUCGGAGUUCUAUCGACACAAGGUCUCAAAUCAUUAUGCUCGACUUGUUCAUGAAGCAAAUCACCAUGGUCGGGGAUACGCUUUUCCAUAUGAUGAUGUUUCAUCUGGUAUGGAGACUGAUCAGUCUGGUUUUGUUAGUGGCUGGCCAAAGUCGUUCACCGUUUCUAUCGGUUGAGCGUGAGUUGAUGUCUUUUAAUGCACAUCCGUGUGGCUAUCCUAGAUGUCGAAGUAACGUAGUCUCUUGUUAUUGACAAGAAAGCUAUCAAAAACAUCUCCGGAUCAAUAUGAAGCCAAUUCUGCAUUUGAUCCACCAACAACGCUGUUGGCAAAGUUCGCAGUCUUUGCUUUAGACUUGGCUGAGAACAACUAAUUGACCAACAGCGAGACCGUAAUUACACAUCACGAAUGGUGUCAGAGGUGAGCCGUGAUAACAGACAAAAUAUUUCGCCUUCAGAACGCCUCAAACUAUGGAAUUAAGACUUACGUUUAUCA